Molecule: messenger RNA, 840 nt
Organism: Halteromyces radiatus
Lineage: Eukaryota; Fungi; Mucoromycota; Mucoromycetes; Mucorales; Cunninghamellaceae
Exons: 2
Coding region: 1-840 (279 amino acids)
Cellular component (GO): Set1C/COMPASS complex
Molecular function (GO): protein binding; histone H3K4 methyltransferase activity
Source: RefSeq, a predicted model, not a curated record
AUGAAUGACUUGGAAGAAAACAUCAAGGAUGGAAAAGUACAAGACGAAAUCCUUCAACCUGAAUGGGAUCCAUUCCGACAAGUACAAGAUGUGGAAGAUUUUGAAUUCCUACGAUUGGCAAUUCUGGAAAAACUUGGACUUGGAGCGAGCAUCUCGGAAACGGAAAAUAAGGAAACGACGACGUCGGAUCGUGGUGGAUGUGCAAGAUCCAGAGGAUAUUAUGUGAUUUCAGAUGCAGAAAAGGCAACCUAUCUUCCCAAGAACAAAGCAGUACUGGAUACUUCUUCUCUGACAGGCAGACUCUCUUCGCGUACGAAUCGAGUGAACAAUCGACGGUUUGCAGCUGGUAUGGAAAUGCAGAAAAAGGUCAUGGCGGAUUCGGAUAUCUUGAAAUUCAACCAACUCAAGGGACGCAAGAAACAACUACGAUUUGCCAAAUCUCCUAUCCAUGACUGGGGUCUUUAUGCGGAAGAACAUAUUGAUGCAAAUGAUAUGGUGAUAGAAUAUGUAGGUGAAGUUAUUCGACAACAAGUAGCUGAAGAACGUGAAAAAACUUAUGGACGAUGUGGGAUUGGAAGCAGCUAUUUAUUCCGUGUGGAUGAUGAUAUUGUCAUUGAUGCAACAAAGAAGGGUAGUAUUGCCAGAUUCAUCAAUCAUUGUUGUUCUCCAAAUUGUACUGCCAAGAUCAUCACAGUGGACAAACAUAAAAAGAUUGUUAUUUAUGCUAACCGAGACAUUGAACCUGGAGAAGAAAUCACUUAUGAUUACAAGUUUCCUUUGGAGGCUGAAAAAAUACCUUGUCUUUGUGGAAGUAAGGCCUGCAAAUUGACACUCAAUUAA